Molecule: messenger RNA, 2673 nt
Organism: Diaporthe citri
Lineage: Eukaryota; Fungi; Ascomycota; Sordariomycetes; Diaporthales; Diaporthaceae
Exons: 9
Coding region: 1-2673 (890 amino acids)
Biological process (GO): transmembrane transport
Cellular component (GO): membrane
Molecular function (GO): transmembrane transporter activity
Source: RefSeq, a predicted model, not a curated record
AUGGCUGCUAACCAAGCGGACUCCGUGGAGAAGAAACACGAGACUACCGUGCAGGAAGCAGAAACUGAUGUCAAUAUCCACCACGACAAGGGAGCAGAGGUUCUCGACACCUACGACGGCGACAGAGAAUGGACAAAAGAAGAGGAGAACAGGCUGCGACGGAAAAUCGACUACAAGCUCAUGCCCAUUCUGUGCUUCACUUACGGCCUCCAGUACUAUGACAAAGCCAUGCUGGGACAAGCCGCACUCUUCGGACUCAUCACAGACUUGGACCUAGGAGUAGGCUCGCGCUUCUCCUGGUCCAGCUCCAUAUUCUACUUCGGCUUCCUCGUCGGCUCCUAUCCCGCCAUGGUCCUGGCGCAGCGGUUCCCCAUCGAGAAAGUCGCCUCGGCCCUGGUGACCGUGUGGGGCAUGUGCCUGAUCCUAACGGCCGUCUGCACGACAUGGCAAGGCCUCCUCGCCGAGCGCUUCUUCCUGGGCUUCCUGGAGGCCGGCGUCAGCCCGAUGUUCAUGCUCAUCGUCGGGAGCUUCUACACCAAGAGCGAGCAGGCCCUGCGGAUGGGGAUAUGGUACUCGUGCACGGGAUUCGCGGGAAUCUUCUCGCCCCUGAUCAAUUACGGCUUCGGCCUGGUCGGGGGCGGCGCGUCGAGCUGGGUGUACAUGUACUAUUACGCGGGCGCGGUCACUAUCGUGUGGGGGAUCCUGAUGCUCUUCUUCCUCCCUCCUGAUCCGAUUCGCGCCAAGGGGUUUGGCCAGCGCGAAAAGUACAUACUCGUUGCGCGGCUGCGCAGCAACAACUCUGGCGUCAGGAACACACACUUCAAGAUGGAGCAGGUUAAGGAGCUCCUCCUGGACGUCAAGUUCUGGCUUGCUUUUUUCAUGGCUUUACUCUGUAUGAUCGCCAACGCCCCGCUCUCGACAUUCAGCACUAUUAUCGUCUCCCAGAACCUGGGUUUCUCGGGCGUCAACGCCCUGUUGUUGACGAUGCCCGUGGGCGCCUACGGUGGAUUCAUCGUGGUGCUAUGUUCCUGGUGCGCGAUGAGGUACGAGAACGUCAGGUCAUACAUCUUCGUCGGUGCCCAGGCGAUAGCAGUGCUUGCCGCGUUGCUUCUGUGGCUGCUCCCCAGCUCCGCCGUGGGCGGCUUGCUUUUCGGGCUCUACAUUCUCCCCAGCGUCGGCGGUGGGUAUGCUGUCCUGCUGGGCCUCCACCUUGCAAACACUUCCGGUUACACCAAGCGCUCACUGGCCUCCUCUGGGAUUUUCAUUGGAUAUUGUGUCGGCAAUAUCAUCGGCCCGCAGGUCUUCAGAUCCCAAGAUUCACCUGGCUACGCUCCCGGUUUCAUUGUGGUAGUUAUCACAUCGAUCGUGGCCGGUCUCCUUGGUCUCCUCUACCGCUUCGUAUGUAUAAUGGAGAACAAGAAACGCGACGAGAUGGGUGUGAUGGAAGGGUUUGAUGAAGCGUUCAACGAUGACUCGACUGACAAAAAGGCUAUCCUUUCCAGCAUAAAGUCUGGAGUUGGGGCUUCCUCGCGCCCCAUGACCGAGUUCUACGAGGGAAUACUCGAUGACUACCUCAUCAUACUGGCAACGGGGUUCCUCAUUGGCUUCUUUGCCAUCUGUGUCAGACGCAAGUCAUUCCAAAACCCAUGUUACCGACUUAGGGGUCAAGCUCACGCUUUGACAGUCACGGCUUACGGCGCCGGGACUCACGUAUGGGACGUCUACAUCACGGACUAUACACCCGGCAUCCUGCAGCUCAUCUUCUUCUCGGAAGUGCUAGGCUGUUUGAUGGUCUCGUUCAACAAGCUUUCUCUCCUCAGCCUGUACAUCACCAUCACGCCGAACAAGAAGUUUCGAGCCGUGGUGUAUUCGUUGAUGGGUUUCGUCAUCGGCUUCACACUGGCCUACAUCCUCGUUCAGAUCUUGGAUUGCAAUCCAGUGGAAGGGCAGUGGGACCUGAGACUGUUCCAGACUACCCACUGCAUCGACUCGACCGUGUCGCCUAUGCAGAUACUCAGCAUCAUCAACAUCUUGGUCGACCUGGCUGUUGUGGUCCUGCCGAUACCAGUGAUCCUACCGCUUCCACUAGCACGGAAAGACAAGGUCUCAUGUCUCCUUUUGUUUGCAGCCGGUGGCGGACUCGUAUGCAUUGCCGCGAUCGGUAGGACCGUGGCGCUUACUCCUUUGUUACAUCCACGAUCUUCCGGCCUGGUCGACGUCACAUGGCUGAUCGUACCGGAGCUGAAUUGGGCCUUUGCUGAGGGCAGCAUCGGGAUCAUCGCGGCGUCUCUUCCCUCCAUCAGGCCGCUUUUCAAACGCCUGCUGUCCAGGAUACCCGGCACGGGCGCCAGCGAAAACGAUCGUUCGGGUGUGACGCUGGAGGAGAUUUCAGGUGGAAGCAGAGGUAGCAAGGCUCACAAGCGUUACCAUUGGCAACACGGCGGGGGUGGGACCUUGGAAAGCAGCCCAGGAGAUGAAGAGCUGGGACUGUGCCCCGGCCCAGGCCGUAGCACACAGGGAAGCGACAGGAUUUCCGCCGUCUCGGAGACGCCCGUCUCCGAUGCCCCUCCAGAUUCCAACAAUUCUGGAGCUCGGAGCGGACAUGGGGAGGUCAAGGGGACGCCCGGCGGCCGCGUGGAAGUGAUUACCGGCGACUUUGCAGUGACACAUUGA